Nerophis lumbriciformis (worm pipefish) is the source of this 1035-nucleotide messenger RNA. NCBI's taxonomy places the organism in Eukaryota, Metazoa, Chordata, Actinopteri, Syngnathiformes, Syngnathidae. The record is from RefSeq and is a predicted model, not a curated record.
AUGUACACUUUCUUAGUGGACAGAACAAGUCUUUGUUCCCGGCGUGUAGAUCUAAAAGAUGACUGCAGCUUUCUACCUGCCCUAAGCAUAGAUACCUACACCAACAUCAAGCUCUAUGCUAUUAUUCCAGUGAUGACAGCUUCGGUCAUGUUGCAGUCUUUAGAGGGCACUCUAAGUAAAGUCAGGGUCAGUGAAGCGGCAAACCUGAGGCCACAUUUCAUUAAUCAAAAUGUUUGCACCAACGUUGUCUUGAAGGUUUCAUAUUUGGUGAAGUACAACACAACAGGCCAAAUAGUGAAUGCCGAAGUGGAGCUGCUGCUUGGGAACUUUCAUUUAACGCCACUUUCCCUGCAGCAAGAGUAUGGGAUCAAAUUUAUUCAGGAUUCAAUAGACAAUAUACCAGUACGUAAAAGUGGAAAUCCAGGUUAUGCUGUUGGACUUCCUAUUUUGUCUGGACAAGCAAUUGCUGAAUAUCCUUUUUCUGGAAUGCUGCUGAACAGCAACCCAGGUGACAGACUCUCUCUUCUCCAGAGUUCUGCUAACCACAACUGCAUGAACAGCCCUCAUCAGCGCUCUCCGGUCUUGUUUGGUGUAGAAUCAAUACUGGAGGAUACAACCAACUGCUCUCUUGUUUCCCAAAUAAUUCUUGAUGUUCUGCAAGGACAAACCUAUCCACAAUAUGUUGCUAAAUUUGGAAACUCUGCAUUGGAAAAUUCCCUAGAGUGGUUGACCAUCAAGCAUGCUAAUAAUAAUAAGGGUACACAGAUUUGCAGUAUCCCAUUGUCACUUGAUUUAAAGAUUAAAUGGACCAAAUAUGGACUCCUGUGGAAUCCCCAAAUUCAGAUUGUAAGCAUCGAGCAAGUAAUCCUGACCAAUACCACCAGUUUGGCGAAUUUCAUCAGAGGGAGUGAUGCGAUUUCAAUUCGGAGUUCAGUGAGCUUCAGAGAAAUUUCUGCUGCUGCUCUUCCUGGUUACAGAGCUAUACCGACCAUCAAUGCCAAGCUGCCCGUUGACUUUUUUUUUCCAUUUGUUUGA